Molecule: messenger RNA, 1095 nt
Organism: Neltuma alba
Lineage: Eukaryota; Viridiplantae; Streptophyta; Magnoliopsida; Fabales; Fabaceae
Product: glycine-rich protein A3
Exons: 4
Coding region: 277-810 (177 amino acids)
Source: RefSeq, a predicted model, not a curated record
CGCGUAUAUCACGCGUAAUAGCGCGUUUCUAAAUUCGAGUGCGCUAAGCAAGAGCCAUCAAUCGUCUACCGUUGUUGAUCUUUUCUGUAAAAUCCUCAUCGCCAUCUUUACCCAGCUUCUCGACAAUCCUUCAAUUUUCUUGUCAUCUUUUGAUCUUUAUUCUAUUCGGUCUGUUUCGUUGAUAACCGGCUAUCAAUCGAGGGAAAAAAACAAAAGAACGGAAAAGAAAUAGCUUCAGCGAAAUUUUUUUUAUAGAAUCAGCUUUUCGCUUCAAAGAUGGGAGGUGGAAAUGAUCAUAAUGAAUCUGACAAAGGACUUUUCUCAAACAUUGCUCACGGGUUAGCUCAUGGUGUUCACGGGGCUCAUGGUUAUCCUCCUGGAGCCUACCCUCCUCCGCCUCCGGGAGCCUACCCUCCGCCUCCGGGGGCCUACCCUCCGCCUCCGGGGGCCUACCCCCCACCACCUCAUGGGUAUCCACCUCCUGGUGGCUAUCCUCCAGCGGGUUAUCCUCCUGCUGGCUACCCGCCUACUGGUUAUCCUGGUCCCUCUGCUCCAGUAUACGGGCACGGGCACAGUCAUCAUCAUGGAGGGUCUGGGAUGGGGGGAUUGCUUGCCGGAGGAGCUGCUCUUGCCGGAGCUGCAUAUGGCGCUCAUCACCUCAGCCACGGCCACCACGGCCACCACGGUCACUAUGGGUACGGACACGGUGGUUUCAUGGGCCAUGGGAAAUUUAAGCAUGGAAAGUUUGGCAAGCACGGAAAAUUCAAACACGGGAUGUUUGGAGGAAAGCACUUCAAGAAGUGGAAGUAAUCUUACAUGUGUUCCUUCAUGAUGCUGAAUGCUUGUUUCUAAGUUCUCAUAAAUAAACAAUGAUGUCAAUUAUUGACGGUUUGCUUCUAACUCUGAUGCCCUUAGCUGAUAGAGUUUUGAAUCAGAAUAGCAGCAUUGAUUGUAUUAUAAGUGUGCUGGUCUUUGAUUUGCCGCUGACAGCGAAAACAUAUUGGCUAAUACCCAUUCUUUUCUUCUUUUCCUCUCUUUGAUUCCCUGCCGUGUUUGUACAGCACUUAAUAAUAAAAGUUAUAAUUCAUUCUCUCA